This is a messenger RNA of Spinacia oleracea (spinach), 1833 nucleotides long. RefSeq lists its product as uncharacterized. Lineage: Eukaryota; Viridiplantae; Streptophyta; Magnoliopsida; Caryophyllales; Amaranthaceae. Gene Ontology annotation, biological process: porphyrin-containing compound biosynthetic process. Gene Ontology annotation, cellular component: cytoplasm. The transcript has 2 exons. Bases 262 to 1677 code for a protein of 471 amino acids. Gene Ontology annotation, molecular function: 4 iron, 4 sulfur cluster binding; coproporphyrinogen oxidase activity. The record is from RefSeq and is a predicted model, not a curated record.
GACAAUACACAAAAAACAUAAAGAAAUCGGAUAAACCGAUAAAGCAUACAAGUUCACUGAAUCCAUAUUUAAUUAUUGACUAAAAUAUUGCUAAUCACUUGAAAAAUAUGUUAUAGAAUUGCAAUAAUUGAAAAACCAUCUUAAGGCUUGCAUAUUAACUAGAAUAACUAUAAGAGGUUGAACAUCUCCUCCCAAAAUAACUGCUUUGAGACCGUUGCUUCUCCCUCCAAAAAUCGCCUGGUCUCAACAAAGAGUUAAACCAUGCUCAGAACAACUCUUUCACCCUUCAUAUCUACUCUUCAAUUGAAAUUCAAAGCCCCCAAAUUUUCCAUAACCGUAAGAAAUGUUCAUACACAAUGCACACCAACUGUUCGACAAAAUACCCCAACGAAUCCAACUCCUCUGUUUCAACUUCCUCCAACCUCAGCCUACAUCCACCUUCCUUUCUGUAGGAAACGUUGUCAUUACUGCGAUUUCCCUAUCGUCGCUCUAGGAUCAUCCAUGAAUCAAUCCCACGACGAUGACCCUCGAAUCGUAGAUUACAUAGAGUUGAUAUGCAGGGAAAUUAAGGCUACAAGAUCAGAUUUUGAUCAAUGCCCACCUCUUGAAACUGUGUUCUUUGGAGGGGGUACUCCUUCUUUAGUCCCACCAAGGCUUGUUUCUUUGGUUCUUGAUACACUAAAAUCAAAAUUUGGGGUGUGUUUGAAUGCUGAGAUAAGUAUGGAAAUGGAUCCUGGUACUUUCACCACUGAUAAACUGAAGGGCUUCAUGGGGUUGGGUGUGAAUAGAGUGUCUCUUGGUGUGCAGGCAUUUCAAGAGGAGUUGUUAAAGUCUUGUGGGAGAGCUCAUGGUCUUAAGGAGGUUUUCGAGGCAAUCGAGAUUGUCAAAUCAUGUCAAGUUGAAAAUUGGAGCAUGGACUUGAUAUCUUCCCUCCCUCACCAGACACCAAACAUGUGGACUGAAAGUUUGCAGCUCACAGUUGAUGCAAAUCCCAACCAUGUAUCUGUGUAUGAUUUGCAAGUCGAGAAAGAUACUAAAUUUGCAGUAUUGUAUACACCAGGAGAGUUGCCUUUACCAUCUGAAUCCCAAUCUGCAGACUUUUACAAAAUGGCUUCAGAGACACUUACAGGCGCGGGAUAUGAUCAUUAUGAAAUCAGUAGUUAUUCAAAGAGUGGGUUUAAGUGUCAACACAAUCUCACUUAUUGGAAGAACAGGUCAUACUAUGCCUUUGGUCUUGGUUCUGCAAGUUACCUCAAUGGUUUGCGAUUUUCAAGACCGAGGAGGAUGAGAGACUAUAAAACUUAUGUGGCAAACUUGGAAAAUGGGUUGGUACUCAAUCAAGAGAAGGUUAAUGUUGAUACUAAAGAUAGAGCUUUGGAUGUUGUGAUGUUAUCACUCAGAACUGCAACAGGUUUAGAUAUCAAGUCAUUUAUACAAGAUUUUGGUGCCUCACUUGCGGUUUCUCUUUGCCAAGCUUAUAAACCUUAUGUAGAAAGUGGGCAUGUCUUGUGCCUAGAUGAAGAGAGGAAGAUUAUGCCGGCGUUUGAAGUUAACUCAUUGUUUAUCGAGGAAGACAAGUUAGAAGAAAAGGUUGCAUUCAUCCGGCUAAGUGAUCCUGAGGGUUUUCUUCUUUCCAAUGAGUUGAUAUCAACUGCAUUUGGGGUUAUUUCCCCAUGAAGGGAGAAUUUUCUUUAAUUUUCUACUUGCAUGUCAAAUUGGAUUAUUAGGCUAAAUUAAUCUAAAUUUUGUAUUAACUAUAGAAGAGAAUUAUCGAACUUUCUAUCUAAUACUUGUAUAAUGUACUAAACACAGUGCAAUGUUGUUAAACUGACU